CGCGAAGCUUCUAUAAUGAAAACGGUGUAGAACUCUGAUUCAUUUCAUACUGUUGUUGUGGAUUUCCCCUAGUGAAAUUAGUGCCUAUUCCGUAUUUUGUGAAGGCGCCUUAAUCAAUUUCGAGCUUAUCAAUACAUUGGCGAUGGAACUGGUAGGUGAAAACCUAUGGUUGAUUAAGGAUGACUCCCUCUUUUUGGCAUGGGGACUCAUUGUGUCUGCAGCGCAUGCCGGCAAGUCUGUGUUUAUCACAUGGAACAAGUACUUUUUGCUAAACUUGCACUUCAAGAAGUCUAAAGGUAACUCCAGGACCAAAAUGGCUGCGGUGCAAGUUCCACUGCCCAUGUUGGGAGAACACUAUAUCAGGAGCGUGCACACUUUAAAGUACAACACGAUCCUGCUUAUGUCGGAUGGAGAUGUCUACUGCUUCGGCUCAAUCAAGGGCUUAAAUUUAAUAAAAUGUCUCAGUGGAGUCCGCUGUUUAGCUGUUCUAAAUGAUGGAUUUAGCGUGAUAAAAGUGGAGGAUCAACGCUUGCUGUUACAGAUGUAUCUUGAUCUUCCUAGCUUCGAAAACGUCAAGUCCACACUUCAAUAUACAUUCGAUAUUACUUUUGAAGAUAAAAACAUAUUUCAGUGCGAGUGGCAGCAUGACGAGUACACUCUUACCGCUUUAAAGGUCACUGAAGAGGAAAAACAGUUUGUGCAGAACCUGUUUGGGUUAAAAGAGGAACAACCGCUUUACGUUCACAUCUUCAGCAUAGCUGGACAUGUUUUUGUUUUGACUUUUAAUAUUACUGGUUUAUCAGAGAGUUCAUAUCCAGGCUACCACAUUGAGCUACUCUGCGUGUACGCGUCUCAUGUAAGAUAUAUUCGCCUCUUGCCAAUUGAGAACCUUUGUUUGGUUGUCCUCAGCAGUGGUAGUGUUGACGUGUGGUACGUAUCUAGUCUUCUUGCAAUAAAACAAAGUCAGACUUAUCACACUGGUUCUGAAUGGAUGGAUUACGAUGCGACAAGUGACAAUGGUGACAUAUACUACACGGACGGAGACCAGCUGGUGCGACUGAGAUUUAUGUACAACAUCCAGCUUGACGAGUGCUUUGUCCACACCUUGAUUAAGCCAGUGGUCGGCAUUCAGGCCUGCACUUGGGUAGACCAUAGAAAAGAAUUGGCCUGCCUGAGCGACAAUAACAUAUUUUACUGCAUUGGCUUUAACUUACCUAUACAGAAAUCAUCUGGUCGGACUCUAAACAUGUUGGCAUCAGACCUAAAUCGCCCAAUGGGAUUGAGACAAAAUGCCAUAGUCUCGCGGUUUGAAAAAAGGCACCAAAAUUUGUUUCAGCGAGAGCUACAGAGGGAGUAUGAAAUGCAAAAACUAAUUUCUGUAAGUAAAGACAUCAACAUAUUUAGUGCGGCACUUAAAAUGUCCGUUGAAUUCCAUCGCCACGUACCUAGCUGUCACAACGUCGCUGUGCAUAUACAGCUGGCGCAGGAUCAAGGUCUUCGCGCAGGUUGCAUUUAUGCAUUGUUUAACCUUAUACCUAUUGAGAGCCAGCUCCUGUUGCACAGUACUCAUUGCAAAUUUGUAAUAUCCCACGACAACCAAGUCCACGCCUUCCUGUUGCCCACAGAUAUACUCGUAAAGAAAAAGUUUCGCAUGGUGGUGGCUUUAAAAAAGGUGAAAAACGAACAUCUGCCUUAUUUUAAAAUACAGCUGGUGGGUUUAAUUAAUGAUCCUACAAAAAUGUGUGCUAUACUAGUACCAUUAUCAAUAGAAAAAAGUGAAAAUACUUAUUGUGCUCUAUUAAGUGAAAGUUCAACGGCUGGAAACUUUUCUCAAGAUAAUCAAAUGCAGCUAUAUAAAGAACUAUGUGGUCCAUUAGUAACACAGGCUAUUAGGAAAGUGGAUCAUUUCACAAUUUCACGAAUAGCGUCUUUAUUUUACGCUUCUAGUUACGUUAACGAGAACACUCUAGAAUUGUCCUUUUUAGACGAAAAGCUACAUUACAAUGCAACGAAAAAUAUUGUCAAAGGUACAUUGGAAAGUAAUGAUGCUUCAGCGAUCUACUAUUUCAAGAAACAUAUUAUUUCGAGCACGGAAGUACUGGAUAUAGGAGAUUCACAAAAUUGUAAUGAUAUUACUUUUGGUAUCAUAAUGAAAUUUCAGACUGAAUCUGAGCUGUUGUACGGCUUAAAGAGCAACGAUGUUUUGGACUGCGUUACGAAAAUUGCAAUAAGUCCCAAAUACUCUGCUAUAAGGAAUACUAUUUUUUAAGAAAAUAAAAACUAAAUAAAUUAAACAAAAGUAAAACGUAAUUAAAUAAAUUUGGAUUCCUUAUCUUCGUAAGCAGCGUAAGUUUGUUACACGAACAUGGCGUGCCCCAUCUUACGCCCACAUACCGCCCAAAACUGUUGCUCCCACAGUUUUCAUUAAAGAAUAAAGUGUUAAGUGAAAUCCAUUUCACAAUACA
Molecule: messenger RNA, 2465 nt
Organism: Drosophila suzukii
Lineage: Eukaryota; Metazoa; Arthropoda; Insecta; Diptera; Drosophilidae
Source: RefSeq, a predicted model, not a curated record